Messenger RNA from Odobenus rosmarus divergens (Pacific walrus), 3164 nucleotides. It is a transcript of the gene PYGM, whose product is annotated as phosphorylase, glycogen, muscle. Bases 342 to 2870 code for a protein of 842 amino acids. The record is from RefSeq and is a predicted model, not a curated record. NCBI's taxonomy places the organism in Eukaryota, Metazoa, Chordata, Mammalia, Carnivora, Odobenidae. The transcript has 20 exons. Gene Ontology annotation, molecular function: glycogen phosphorylase activity; pyridoxal phosphate binding. Gene Ontology annotation, biological process: glycogen catabolic process. Gene Ontology annotation, cellular component: cytoplasm.
CAGCACUCGGCCUGCGGAAUCUUGUCUCUGAGGCAGGCACAGAAGACCCCAGUGCGCGAGGCCUGGAGGAAGUGGGUCAGCCCCAGGCUGUGAAUGAGCCAGGCUGGGCCUGCUCUCCCUGCCCCUCUCCCCUCUCCCCCUCCUCCUUUGCCCCCAAAAUAGCUCCCUGAGCUGCCAGGCCAAGACCCUCCCAUUGCAGGGGGAGGCGGGGCAAGCCGCCCAGAGCCAGGCUUUAAAACCCCAGGCAGCCAGCGUGGGGGGGGCGGAAUCUCCACUCCCUGGCUGGAGGCACUGCCGAGGCAGCCUGUCCACCCAUCAGUCAGGCCCACCCUCCCGCAGCCAUGUCCCGGCCCCUGUCAGACCAGGAGAAGAGAAAGCAGAUCAGCGUGCGUGGCCUGGCUGGCGUGGAGAAUGUGACCGAGCUCAAGAAGAACUUCAACCGGCACCUCCAUUUCACACUCGUGAAGGACCGCAAUGUGGCCACCCCGAGGGACUACUACUUUGCGCUGGCCCACACCGUGCGCGACCACCUCGUGGGUCGCUGGAUCCGCACGCAGCAGCACUACUACGAGAAGGACCCCAAGAGGAUCUACUACCUGUCUCUGGAGUUCUACAUGGGACGGACACUACAAAACACCAUGGUGAACCUGGCCUUGGAGAAUGCUUGUGAUGAGGCUACCUACCAGCUGGGCCUGGACGUGGAGGAGCUGGAGGAGAUCGAGGAGGAUGCGGGGCUGGGCAACGGGGGCCUGGGUCGGCUGGCCGCCUGCUUUCUGGACUCCAUGGCAACACUGGGCCUGGCUGCCUAUGGCUACGGGAUCCGCUAUGAAUUUGGAAUUUUUAACCAGAAGAUCUGCGGGGGCUGGCAGAUGGAGGAGGCUGAUGACUGGCUUCGCUAUGGAAACCCCUGGGAGAAGGCCCGCCCCGAGUUCAUGCUGCCGGUGCACUUCUAUGGCCGAGUGGAACACACCAACCAGGGGGCCAAGUGGGUGGACACACAGGUGGUGCUGGCCAUGCCCUACGACACGCCGGUGCCCGGCUAUCGCAACAACAUCGUCAACACCAUGCGCCUGUGGUCGGCCAAGGCCCCCAAUGACUUCAACCUCAAGGACUUCAACGUCGGUGGCUACAUCCAAGCUGUGCUGGAUCGAAACCUCGCUGAGAACAUCUCACGUGUCCUGUACCCCAAUGACAAUUUCUUUGAGGGGAAGGAGCUGCGUCUGAAGCAGGAGUACUUUGUAGUGGCCGCCACCCUCCAGGAUAUCAUCCGCCGCUUCAAGUCCUCCAAGUUCGGUUGCUGCGACCCUGUGCGCACGAGCUUCGAUGCCUUUCCGGAUAAGGUGGCCAUCCAGCUAAAUGAUACCCACCCCUCCUUGGCCAUCCCUGAGCUGAUGAGGAUCCUGGUGGACCUGGAGCGGCUGGACUGGGACAAGGCCUGGGACUUGACGGUCAGGACCUGUGCCUACACCAACCACACUGUGCUGCCCGAGGCUCUGGAGCGCUGGCCCGUGCAUCUUAUUGAGGCGCUGCUGCCCCGCCACCUCCAGAUCAUCUAUGAGAUCAACCAGCGCUUCCUAAAUCGGGUGGCAGCUGCGUUCCCAGGGGAUGUAGACCGGUUGCGGCGCAUGUCGCUGGUGGAGGAGGGCACAGUGAAGCGCAUCAACAUGGCCCACCUGUGCAUCGCCGGGUCGCACGCGGUCAACGGCGUGGCUCGCAUCCACUCAGAGAUCCUCAAGAAGACCAUCUUCAAGGACUUCUACGAGCUGGAGCCUCAUAAGUUCCAGAAUAAGACCAACGGCAUCACCCCUCGUCGCUGGCUAGUUAUGUGUAACCCUGGGCUGGCAGAGGUCAUUGCUGAGCGCAUUGGGGAGGACUACAUCUCAGACCUGGACCAGCUGCGCAAACUGCUCUCCUUUGUGGAUGAUGAAGCCUUUAUCCGGGAUGUGGCUAAAGUGAAGCAGGAAAACAAGUUAAAGUUCGCUGCAUACCUAGAGAAGGAAUACAAAGUCCAUAUCAACCCCAACUCGCUCUUCGACAUCCAGGUGAAGCGAAUUCACGAAUAUAAACGCCAGCUCCUCAACUGCCUCCACAUCAUCACCCUGUACAACCGCAUCAAGCAGGAACCCAAUAGGUUUGUUGUGCCCCGAACUGUGAUGAUUGGAGGGAAGGCUGCCCCUGGAUACCACAUGGCCAAGAUGAUCAUCAAACUCAUCACGGCCAUUGGGGAUGUGGUUAACCAUGACCCGGUGGUAGGAGACCGCCUCCGUGUGAUCUUCCUGGAGAACUACCGAGUCUCGCUGGCAGAGAAAGUGAUCCCCGCCGCUGACCUCUCUGAGCAGAUCUCCACAGCAGGCACUGAGGCCUCAGGCACGGGCAACAUGAAGUUCAUGCUCAAUGGGGCUCUGACCAUCGGCACCAUGGACGGGGCCAAUGUGGAGAUGGCAGAAGAGGCGGGAGAAGAGAACUUCUUCAUCUUCGGCAUGCGGGUGGAGGAUGUGGAAAAGCUUGACCAGAGAGGGUACAACGCCCAGGAGUACUAUGACCGAAUUCCCGAGCUUCGGCAGAUCAUUGAGCAGCUGAGCAGUGGCUUCUUCUCCCCCAAACAGCCGGACCUGUUCAAGAACAUUGUCAACAUGCUCAUGCACCAUGACCGGUUUAAAGUCUUUGCAGAUUACGAAGACUACAUUAAAUGCCAGGAGAAAGUCAGUGCCUUGUACAAGAACCCAAGAGAGUGGACGCGGAUGGUGAUCCGCAACAUAGCCGCAUCAGGCAAGUUCUCCAGUGACAGAACCAUCGCCCAGUACGCCCAGGAUAUCUGGGGCGUAGAGCCUUCACGCAGGUGCCUGCCAGCCCCUGACAAGACCAUCUGAGCCUCCAGACCGGACCCCAAACUGGCCCCUGAGUUUGUUUGCGAUCCCUUGGGUGGGCCAACCCCAGCUCUUCAUCCGGAGGGGGGUACUAGAGUUAGAUCUCUCAACCUUUUCCUGGAACCCCCCAUUUUCCCCCAUCAUCAAGAUCCUAGUGUCAGCAUGACUGAGGACGCUGCUCCCAUCCUGUCCUCUGGCUCCCUGCCCCCUCCUAUGUAUGGGUCUGACCGACUGCACCCACUCCCCAAUAAAUUGAUUCUCCUUGGGAGCCUCCUUAUUCCUCUGUCUGUUGGGAAA